Molecule: messenger RNA, 1431 nt
Organism: Owenia fusiformis
Lineage: Eukaryota; Metazoa; Annelida; Polychaeta; Sabellida; Oweniidae
Source: the annotation of a GenBank genome assembly
UCACAGAAUACGAACAUCACCGUCACUUAUGACAUCUUCAGAUGCUGAUUCAUAUUCAUCAUUCUCAUCAUCGGUUUCAUCAUCGUCGCUAACAUUGUCUCUGAGACUGAGAGUUCUAAGUUCACUUAUUUCAUCUGCCUGGAUGCUGGCAUAGUGAUGGAACAUCAUUUUUACUCCAGUGAUUACUGAGAGCUUUAGUCUCAAAUUAUAUCUGAAUGAGUUAUUUUUCUUUCUUUCAGCUCUUUUGUACCUCACUUCAAUUUCUCGUAUCUUUUGAUCUAAGAGUAUUAUUUGGUCACAGGCCUUGUCAAACUUUAGUCGGGCCAUCGAUAUUCUGUCCCUCCAAUCUUUAAGAUCCAUAUCGACAUAUGAGGUGUAUUUAAUGAAAUAGGCUAUUAUGAAAAUAUGAUAUUUUUGAAAAAUUUUAAAACCCGGAAGUAAGGUACAUCUCGCGAGAGUAUGGCCGAGAUCUCGUGCAACUCGUCAUGACAACAUAUACAAGAUGGAGUAUACUGGAAGUAGCUACGAUGGCGAAUACAAGAAUGGAAGGUUAGAGGGAAAGGGGAAAUAUAAUUUCCCAACUGAGACGAAGUAUGAUGGUGAACUAAAAGAUGGUGAAUUCCAUGGUAAAGGCACUCUCCAUUUCCCUAAUGGGAGCAAAUAUGAUGCAACAUGGGAAAAUGGAAUAGCAACUGAGGGGAAGUAUACAUUUGCUGAUGGACUGCAGUAUGAAGAAGAAGAUUGGGAAUAUUGUGAUGGCUAUGAUAGGAGGUUCUACACAGAGAUAUGUGAUAAUCUAAAGCCUGCAGGACGAUCCCAGCUUACCAACAGAAUUCCACCCAGGGAUAUCCCAGAAGGCUGCUAUGAUUGUGGGGAUGGUUUCUACAAUCCAAAGACAAGAGUUGUUGUAGAUUACAAACAUAAAUUCCUAAGGAAUGCAGAUGACGAUGAACACAAAUGGAUAGUGGAAACGUGCAGAAAAGGUUGGGAUGAAAUUGUAGGAUACCAAAAACCAACUGUGCCAGUUGACUAGCAGACUUUUUAUUACAUAAUGAGACUCAUUCAAUUUAUUUAUUACAUCAAUUUCAUUUACACAAUCUGAAGUAAUCAACUGUGACUUCAUAAAGAUAUGAGAAUUAUCUUAGCUACUAUAAUGAACAGUACCAUAUAUGGUUGGAAUUAUGGUAAGAAUAAUCUCAAAAAAGCCAGACAGAUACGACCAUUAUGAAGAAGAGAUCACUGUAAUAUUGGACUUGAGAUGGUACAUCUAUACAGAGGUGUUUUAUAUGUCUCUGAUCUAUAUAUGUUAUUGUCACAUUGACCAGGGGUAGUCACUACUGGCAUUGGAAGUAUUAGAGACAGAGAACAUGAUGCAUGUACCAAAAUGUUUUUAGAAGAGCCGGUGAGAAACAUCAACUUUUUUUACAGAAA